AUGGUUAAACAACCCACCGAAAAAAUGGAUGAAACAACUAUCGAAGGACUUUCUAAGGCCGUUCAGGAGCUUACCGUACGGACCUGCGGGCAAGAAAAUCACGUGUGGAAAUUUCGCGACGAUCCAAAUUAUUACAGCAUGGGACGCAAUUUGUCUCCUGUACGCCUUCUAUGUCAAACUCCGAAUCAGGAAGGCGAAUCUCGAGAAUCAGAUGGCGUUUCUCACACGAAAGUUGGAGUUUCUGCGCGAAUGGAUCAGGAAGAAAGAAACGAGAAAAAAGUACCGUCCGAGCGCAAUAAAUGUAACAUAUUCGGCACAGAACAAGAUCAUGUUCGGAGCGUCAGUAAAAUUAUCACCAACUUCGCUAAAAUUGGCGCCCAAAAUGAAACGCGAAGUUGCGAAAUCGCCCAAAAAGAAGAAAAAGAAACAGAAAGUUGCGAAACUGCUAGAAAUAACAAGAUUAGAACUAUAUACAACGCAAAAGAAAGUUCGAAAGACAAGGUUAGAAGAAUUGAAGAUACUUCGAUCGACGAAUCCCACGAGUUCUGCUCUAACAGAGGAAGAAUUAGAGGAAUGGAAAGUUCCAUUGGGAAAUUGUUCCGAAUAUAUCCCGUGGGAGGCGUUGCAAGAAGAACCAAGGAGACGUGUAAACUUAUACAGCCACACUAUCAAUGUGACCAGGACGGGAACGCUAAACCCGUGCAUCAACUGUCAGAAAGUAUCUUAUUCGAUGAAACUCCUAGGUGUCGCAACAAUACACCCAUGGUAGUUGAAAUGUUUGCAAGUGAAUCCAACCGUCAACAUGUUGCAGAUACUGUAUACCCUAGGCCCUGUAAAGUAUCAAAUCUUACCGAUUGUAUGAAUGUAAAAUCAGCUCUUUAUGAGUAUGUUAACGAUGUUCGAGACUUUGGCUUCGACCAUAUCAUACUCAUUGGGGAACGUGAUUUUGGAAUGAUUUUUUUUGAUUGUUAUGGUCGAAUAUUCGAGUUGUAUACGAUGGAUGAUGCAUUGUGGCCACUUAGAAAUCCUCUAGAAGAGACGGCUACAAAACCCUGGACUGAUAACGAAGUGGCAUGGACUGUUGAUGAAGAAGAUGGAACUGUUUUUGAGCAUGGUAUGUAUGCAAGCAUUGAUUAUUUUGUACCAUAA
This is a messenger RNA of Funneliformis caledonium, 1149 nucleotides long. Lineage: Eukaryota; Fungi; Glomeromycota; Glomeromycetes; Glomerales; Glomeraceae. The record is from the annotation of a GenBank genome assembly.